AAAAUACACUUGUGUACUCGCCCCCAAUUCUCUCUACGAGUACGACGCUCUGCAGUGAUCUUCCACUCCGACUUCCUCGUAAUCACUGCACUACAUAACGCUAAACUGUAAUUCCUGCUACUAAUUUUGCAAAUAUAUACUUCCUCUUCGCUGUGUUGUCUGCCUUUUACGUUAUUCAUGGAUAAUUUUUUUUUAGCAAAUCAAUUUUUGAAAUGGUUGUGUGUAGUUGCGUUAAAAGUUGUUCUGGUUAUGUCUUCUUUCCAUUUUCUUUUGCGUAAGAUUAGUGAAAGUUUCUAUAUCUCUACUCUGCAGGUUUGCUGCAAGUAAUUCAUUAUCAUAUAAGGAAUAUAUUUAAUUUCUCAAUGAGAAUCGAUCUUAAGCAUCCAUCAGAUGCAAAUUAUGAAGACAGUGUACUACUGUUCACCGACACUGAAAGAGUUGAAUUGCACAAUGGAUAUAAAGCAACUCUUGCUGCUCCAAGUAGCAUGGAAUUUGAAUCCAAAGAGCAUGCUUUCGAAUUUUACAAAAAAUACGCCAUAUCUGUUGGAUUUUCUGCUAUCAUAAAGGCCAGUCGUCGAUCACGAAUUUCUGGGAAAUUUAUCGACGCAAAAUUUGUGUGUUCUAUGUACGGAAGCAAGCGCGGCACUUGUCCGUCUGAAAAUUCAGAACAUACAGAUGUCGCAGUAGCGAAGAAAAAACGAGGUAGAAUUAACAGAUCGUGGUCAAAAACAGAUUGUAAGGCUUGUAUGCAUGUUAAGAUAAGGCAAGAUGGGAGAUGGGUUAUUAGCAGUUUUAUAGGGGAGCACAACCAUGAUCUUUUAUGUCAAAACAACCUAGAUGCGCCUAAUGCUAUUAGAGUUAGGAGAAAACAGAUGCAGAAUGAGAUCACUGGCUCGCGCUCUAGUGGAUUGCGAUUAAGGUUUCGUGAGGGAGAUGUGCAGGUCAUGCUUGAGUACUUCUCUUGUAUGCAAGAUGAGAAUCCCUACUUCUUCUAUGCAGUGGAUUUGAACAGAGAACAGCGUCUGAAAAAUGUGUUUUGGGUUGAUGCAAAAUCGAGGGUUGAUUACAGGAGCUUUGAUGAUGCAGUGUUAUUUGACACUAUGUAUAUGAAGAAUGAAUCCAAAUUACCUUUUGUUCCGUUUAUCGGCAUGAAUAAUCACUUUCAACCCUUGUUACUUGGAUGUGCAUUUGUUUCUGAAGAGAGCAAAUCUAGUUAUGUUUGGCUGAUUCGUGCUUGGGUUAAGUCAAUGCAUGGUCAAGCUCCAAGAGUUAUAUUGACUGAUCAAGACUCAGUACUGAAAGAAGCCAUAGCUGAAGUUCUUCCGGGUUCUCGUCAUUGUUUUUGUUUGUGGCACAUAUUGGGUAAGAUGGAGGAAAAGUUAGGCUAUGUGAUAAGGCAGCAUGAAAACUUUGUAAAUAAAUUUUAUAAGUGCAUAUUGAAGUCACAAACUGAAACACGAUUCGAAAAACGAUGGUGGAAAUUGGUGGAUCGGUUUGACUUGGGAACUGACAAGUGGAUUCAGUCCUUGUACGAUGACCGCAUAAGAUGGGUUCCGACAUUUAUGAAAGAUUUAUUUUUGGCUGGGCUGUCUUCGACACAGCGUCCGGAAAGUGUUACUUCUCUUUUAGAUAAAAGCUUACUGCGAAAAACUAGUGUGAAAGAGUUUCUGCACCAGUAUAAUAUAACGUUACAGGAGAAGUACGAAGACGAAGCUAAACAAGAUUUCGAUUCUUGGCAUAGGCAACGGAUUGAAUCUCCCUCGCCUUACGGAAAACAAAUGUCAACAAUAUAUACCCAUGCCGUAUUCAAGAAAUUCCAAGUUGAGGUUUUGGGAGUGGUUGCUUGUCACCCGAAAUUAGAAGGCAAAGAUGGAACCACAACAUUCAAGGUUCAAGACUUUGAAGAAAAUCGAGCAUAUAAUGUGACAUGGAAUGAAAAGACAUCCGAUUCAUCUUGUAUGUGCUUCUUGUUUGAGUACAAUGGUUUCCUUUGUCGACAUGUGAUGAUUGUUCUCCAAAUUUCUGGUGUGAAUAACAUCCCAGCUAAGUACAUCUUGAAACGGUGGACAAAGGAUGCGAAGAAUGGAGAUUCGAUGAAACAAGUUGACUCGGCCGGCUCCAAGAAUCUGCGCUAUACGGACUUGUGCCAGCUUGCUUGUAAAGUAGGCGAUGAAGGGUCGUUAUGCCAAGAGACCUUUAUCAUUGCUUCUACUGCCCUGGAAGAGGCUAUCAGAAAGUGUGAGAGCAUUAACAGUUCACUUCAACCUCUUUUAGGGGCCAUUUCUCCCUCAAAUGACGUUCUUCGUGAAUUUGAAGAAGUGACUCGAGCUAGGCUUACUAGCAAAACUAAAAAAGAGGGCAUCAGGAAAGAAAAGGAAGCAACGACUGCGGUGAUGCAUUGCUGGGAUCAAAUGGGAUAUUUGAAUGUUCGAUCAUCAACUCUUGAUUUUUCUCAUGGAUCACAAGAAAAUGCAAGAGGGAUAAUAGGACAACAAUUGAACUCAACAGCUCCAUGUAGCGAUGUUCAUCCUGCCAGUUUGGAAAGGUUGUAUCAAAUGGGGCAAUUGCAAUUUAUAUCACAAAAUGUUCAGAGUUCUUUACUUGUCCAGCCUAAUAUGCAGGUGAGGAGGUAGACAUUAAUAAAAUCCCUCUUCGAUAAUUCUGGGUAGAUUCAGGCAGGAGCUCACUCUCUAUGUCGAAGGACCGGGUUUAAGGGCGGAGUUGAAACGAAAAUAAGUGAAGUUGAUAAUACUGAAGCCAUGGCUGGUACUAGUGCGAGGGAGAUGCCAGAAG
Erythranthe guttata (spotted monkey flower) is the source of this 2793-nucleotide messenger RNA. The record is from RefSeq and is a predicted model, not a curated record. NCBI's taxonomy places the organism in Eukaryota, Viridiplantae, Streptophyta, Magnoliopsida, Lamiales, Phrymaceae.